This is a messenger RNA of Conger conger (European conger), 7909 nucleotides long. RefSeq names its product ALMS1 centrosome and basal body associated protein (gene alms1). Gene Ontology annotation, cellular component: cytosol; centriole; centrosome. The transcript is spliced from 20 exons. The record is from RefSeq and is a predicted model, not a curated record. Bases 26 to 7660 code for a protein of 2544 amino acids. Lineage: Eukaryota; Metazoa; Chordata; Actinopteri; Anguilliformes; Congridae. Gene Ontology annotation, biological process: regulation of centriole replication.
CAGGCGCUUGUUUAUUACCGACAACAUGGAGCCCGUUGAAGUACAAGACGAGGAGGCUGUCAUUACAUCAAUCGUCACAACACCGCCCAUCUCGCGACAGAGCAGGGCAGACGAGCUGCGGAGCGUGAGCAGUAGCCCUGGGAGUGGAACCCACAUCUCCUCCAGCACCAGCGCAAUUUCUCUGGGGGAGGCAAUCGCGCACCGGGCCAAACAGGGGGUGGAGUCAUGGGAGCAACUGCCUAUGGAAGAGAAUGUGAGUCAGCUGAACAUGGCAUCUGUGAGCAGAUUGGGCCAGACAUCAUCCUGGCCAGUCCAGGUCCACACGCAAAAUUACCCAAUCCAAGAGAGGGUGGCAGAAGAAGCCACAGUACAGCACCAUGAAGGAAGAGCCUGCUCUUUCCAGCUAGAAUUUCAGGAUAGUCGUCUUUCGCCUGCUCUUCCUUUAUUGCCUGACAAAUCUGGAAAACUGCACAGCCUUGCAGAAGACACCCUUUUUCAUCAGACCGAUUUAGAGUUUGUGGCUCUCAGGGGAUCUCCAGACAUUUCUGUUGCAUCUGAAAGGUUACCCAUGCCACACCAGGUCCGCGAUGUCUCUCAAGUUUGCUUCUCAAAGGUGUCCAAAGACCCUCCUGUUGACCAGUCUGAGCUCCUUCAGAACCCUUUGGGUCUCACUGUGGCUUCAUUGGAAGAGGCCAGCAGCUGCUCCCUCUCCCAGCACACGCUGUCCCCGUUCUCUGAAGAUGGUGAACAGAGUGGGGAGCACUCUGGGACCCUGGAGGAAAUGCAAGUGGAAAGGGAACCAUGCUAUGGAGUGGCGGACCAGCCCACACAUACUUCUGAUGAGAGGGACCAAAGCCAUCUCAGCACUAGGGCCCAGGAGCAACCCAUGAGGUCAAUGUCCAAAGUCAGCAGCUCCUUUCGAAGUGGUCUUCAAAGUGACAUUACUGUGCCUCUAUUACUUGAGCUCCCUCGGAGGGAUGUUCACUUGUCGAGCAACAGCAGUGUGAUGUCCUCUGCCUCUGAAUCCUCAAUGAACAAGGAGUCUUCUUCAAGAGGGUCCACUGGUUAUAAAGCAGACAAACCAGACGCAAGUCCACCUUCCAGACAGGAAGACAUCACUGAACAGAAAAAAGCACAGCAGGAGGAAGUGGUUGGACCCAAACUGGAUCACUCCAGAAGCUCUUCAAAGGGGGAACUCUCAGCUGAACAGCGAGAAUGUCCCCUGGGGGUAGCCUCUUGCUCGUCUCCAACACAAGUGAAAGCAGGUUUAGACACAUCUGUGAGGUCCGAGGUGUCCAACAUCACCACUCGGGCUUCCCGUGCCCAGCAAGAUGACGAUUCGGACGCACUCCGCGAGGAGCUUUGUGCUGAGAUUGAGAGCGCCCGUCGGUCUAAGGCUAGGCCCAAAGCCCAAGAGGUUGAGAGUCAUCCUAAGCCCCCAAGCAGCCAGUCAGUCACCCCAAACACAUUCUCCUUAGGAACACAUAGCGGGAAGGGUAGCACCAUCGUAAAGGUACCCACAGACUUUGACAAGACUGAGGGACGGUUGUCAUCAGGUUUCAGCUUUGAAAGAGGGCAUGCAGAGAGAGAGCUCUCAUCGUCAGGGAAUCAGAUGGCUGUGGAUGGAUCUUUCCUGGGAUUCUUCUCCCGGCCAGUUUCCCAGUCCACUCCAGGUGUGUUCUCAGGGCCACCCAGAGCCAGUGUGCAGCCACCUAUAGGGAAGCUGUCUCCCAUUGAGUCCAACCCUGAGGUGUCUCAGUCCUCCUCCAGGGCAGUCCAGAGCAGCUCCUCAAAACUGUUUCUCGCUCCCACAUUUGACAUCAGUGUCAGAGACCCAACUGGACCUGGUACUGGGAUGGGAUCCUUAAGGGAUGCAUCACUCAGGAGUACUGGAAAGAUACAGUCCCUGCCAAGUCUAAACUUCAUGGAGAAAGUCGGGGCCUGGAAUAUGAAUCAGACAUCAGGGAAGACGUAUUUUGACGACUUGGCUCUUCGCGGUUUCUCUGGAGUCUCACCAAAGAAGAAAGCCUUCGAUGCCAUCUCCGACUCGCUGAACCGCAUCCUGUCCCAGGAGGGGAGCAGCAAACCGUUUGUGGCCACAUCCACAUCGGGGCCCAGCAGCCACAGUCCAAGGCGAAACCUGGCUGCCUCCUUCUCCGGAGCAAUGUCAGUUGGAGCAGAUUCUGGGGGUGGGAGCUUUGCAGCAUCCCCUAUGGACAGGCCUGGGAACCAGCCAACCCUUCGUGCAGAUCCUGGGGAACUUCAGCCUAGUGAGAGAAUGGGCAAUGACCUGGCAAGCCCCGAAUCCUUGUGCCUCUCGGGUUUGUCCCAGACAGGUCCUUCCCAAAGGCAGCCUGGACUGAAUGAGGAAGCGCGUGACCCGCAGCUAGAUCGCACAGAACCAGCCGGUGAACAGGAAGUAAAGAUGGACAAAGAUGUGAGUGGUGCUGGGAGAGAAAAUGCAGAGGAGCUGCUCAGUGCUGCUCAGCCGACAACUCGCCUUUGUUUGGACCGCUUCAGUGAUGUCUCCUCAAACAGAGACCUCAGUAACAUCCUGACCUGUUCUCUGGAUAGCUUCCAGGCAGAACGAAGGCUGGCAGCCUCCAUGGGGGCAGUGUCGUCUGUGGCCAGUCUAGAAGUGGACAACUAUGUGCCCUAUUGGGCUCCCAGUCCUUCAUCACCAGCAAAAGAUGCAGAGCUAAAUAUUGAGGAGAGAAUUCCGAUGUACCUCCAUAACCUUGGCAUUGACCAGUCCCCAUCAGCUAUCCUCACUCCUUUUGUACCAAGAGGACCUAUCAGAGAACCGGAAUUCUCCCCAACUGAUCUUUGCACAUUGAAAGGUUCCACAGGAACACCAACAAAAAGCACACAGCCAUCUGAGGAAGGCAGUCCUGGUAAAGGAGAGUUCUCGAGAUGCAGUCUCAUGUCUGUUGGCUCGACUGUGUCUAUCCCGCUGAGUGUAGACAGCCUGCAGCCCACAAUUCCCCUCUCCCAACACGCCAAGGACAAACUGCAGACCACCUUCCAAUCUCUGGGUCCCCUCCCUGGCUUGCCACAACCCCCUGCCCAAGAUGCGGCCCACAACCUGAGUGAUAGCACUGACGACCCAACCACAUUGCGAGUACGGGAGCUCAUCAACAAGUACCAAUCCGGGGAAGUGUUGGUUUCUCCUGGCAGCCCUCCUUCCACAGAAGGCAGACAGCAGCAGACUCGGGACUCCCCUGUGGAGGCCAAACCCUUCAGUGAGAUAUCGAACAGCAGCACGGAUCAGGGUGCUGACUCCUUUGUGGGGUCCAAGACCCUGCAGGAGAUACGGAAACUCCUUGGCAGGGCAGAGAGCAUUGUGUCAGGGAAGUCCUCCGUCUCGUCCUCUCCACCUUCGCUGCGGGGCUCCGAUGAUUCCCUUCUCUGUCUAAAAAAGAGACUGGAGGGCUUCCAGGACUCUCUUGCCUCCUCCACAGGAAACCAGGAGAUGUCCUCCUCUCUGCUCUGGGGCAGAUCCUCCUCAGAGUCUGCAGUGACAUCAGAGGGGAUGAAAGAAGGCUCCUCCAGCAAGCUCUGCAGGUCCCCUCGAGCAUCCAGUCACAACUUUGCAGCAGGCAAAUGUGUCCUUUUGAGGUCCUUGGACAGCAUUUCGAACCAGGCAGCUGAGUCUUUCCCGACUAAAUCAGUGAGGCGAUCCGAGCCUGAGGGCUGCAGCGCGAUUCCAGACCGAGCUGCCCCGGUGUUUGUUUCCGUAAUGCAGGUAAAUCCACCGAUUCCCAGCGGAGCUGUGCAGCAGGGUCCAGUGCAGGAAGUGUUAUCACCGACGGAGAGCUCGGUGACCGGCCCGGGAGAGGACACGCAGGCCCCCAGCCUUAAGGAGGCUGAGAGAGCAAUGGAGAGUGACAGCAGCAGCGCGGACACUCUGACAACAAGAGUGGCUGCGCUGCUGAGGAAUGAAUCGCCAGCAACAAUGGUAUCUAGUAACAGCAGCACUGCAUGUGAGGAGGACAAAGCACGAGAAUGGAUUAAGUUGAAGGUCACCGGGCAACAGUGUGAACAGCUGCAGCUGAACGUGGAGGACAGACAACGCAUUGAAGAGAUCAAGAGAGAUCUCCUUCAUAACACCAAACAUUUAGCAAAGAGCCAGCUGAGCACCGACACUGAUUCCAGCACGCACUCCAGUGCCCCCUGGGGGCAGCCUCCUUCGCACGCGGGCCAGUUCAAUGCCCUGAAGGCUGCAGAGCACCAGCUGUCCCACCAGCUGCAGCGGCUCAACCACAACGUCUUCGACUCCAGCGUGCUGCUGCACUCUCCCGUCCACCAAGACCCGGAGGCACGGGUCCGAGACAGGGCCCAGAGGACCAGCUCCCCGCCAAUCACAUCCAUCACCAUCGCCUCCUGCCGCCGCUCCCCCUCCCCCGCCCCUGCACGCAGCCCCGAGCCCGCACCCCUCAAUCUGGCUCACCUCGCCACAGAUGCUGUUCCUCUACCAGCCACCGGGGGGCGAACCUCCGAGAGCCAGGAACCUGCUCUUCAGCCCAAGGUGGAUAUGACGGUUCAGGUUUCUUUGGAAGCAGACUCAGUUGGUGAAACGGAGAACGUCACGCGCGUUCGCAGUCCUCCCAAUGAUCUCGUUCCAGCAACAGGGCUGGGACCCAACCGCCUCGACCAGUCUCCGUCUUCUUCCGAAGCGAUAACCCAGUCGAAAACGAACACCCCCGGGACACAGUACUCUACGUCGUAUGGCUUCGACACGAGCUCCACGGCGGGAGAAGGGAGCCGGACACGCAGCAGACGGACGAGGUCUCCCUUCCGCCUGGACCCAACAUCCCGGCAGGUCUCAAGGUCGGACCCGAACAUAAGCUCCACGUCCAGCCUGGAGCCCGGAGCAGCUCCUUUGCACAACUCUACUUUUGCGUCUGGCUCCUGCUCUCUCCUCUCCCCGUCCAAGAAGGUUCUCACCCAUGUCCACCUCACCCUGUCCCCAAAACAGUCCGCCAUGGAUCGACCUGUUCAGCAGGUCAUGGUUCCAGAGAGGAUAGGAGGUGGUAUGGAGCGCAGAACUGGCCUACCUCCCGACUUCUCCACCAGGCUGUCCUCUCUGAAUCCUCCAGGGUUAACUGUUCCUGGGCAAUUGUUCCCUGACGGUCAUCCGCCAGUGAACCGGAGUUCGUAUUUCCCUGUUCCCAGGGUAACCAGCUUCACCAAUGCACGCCACGAACCAGUGCCUGUGCCUUUGUUAUUUGAUCGGACGAGCUCAAAUGAGGUCCCUAUUCAGCCAAUCAGAAGGGAAAAUCGUGAGACUGCUGAAGCGUCCGUCCAGAUCACCACCCGUGUACCCCAGGAGGUAUCAUGGAGGGCACGGCCUGUCACAAGCUUCCCACAUUCCCCCACUGCUCAGCAAAGAGUGCCGGGUCUGUGUGAGCCCUUAUCUGUUCAGACACCCGCUGUGCCCGUUUUGCUACCGUACAAACCCCACGGGAGCCCAGAGCUGUUCUACAUCCCCAAGAGCCAGGCGCCGCUGUCUGAGACCACCUUAGAGAGCUCCCAUCCAGGCUCGGACGACGCCGUACCGCCAAAGUUCAGCUCUGAGGUACUGGGCUCCAGAGACCGGGAGGAAGGGGACGCGGUCAGCACCAAGCACGCCGAGGGGAUCUACAGCAAGAGAGUCACAGGUUACCAAGCUCGCCAAGGACACGCAGGUCUCAGAAUGGACACGGUUGACGGUCUUCAGGCUGAUGAAGUCCGGCAGAGUCGCAGGCCGUACCCUCUGGCUCCCAGGACAGGCGCCUCUGGUGACCCACCCAGGGGUUCUGACACGUGGCAGAAUGUCAGGAGCGUGGACCCCCCCAGCAGAGACCAGGAGGAGGAGGAGUUUGCACCUCUGCAGGGAGAAGCAACCUACAACACCGAGGAACUCCAUCCCUACAGCCGCCCUGUCCGAGAGCCCCGCCCAGCGGGAGGGUCAGACACGGAGAAGCCUGGCCGCCAUUGGCAGGAUUUCAGCACCAGGGGCGUGACCUCCCGGAGCAGCGGCAGCAACCUGAACGAGCUGUGGCAGAGGUUUAACGAGAGGCGGAGCCAUGGGGAGGCCGCCCCCCACGCGGCGGAGGAAACGCCAUUGCUGGACAGGUUGGAGCGUCUGUCACGGCUCAUCCACAGCAGCCACCAUGCCACGCCCUUGGGAGGGAGGGACGCCGGUGGCCCCAGCAAGAGACGGGGAGAGGGGAGGAGGAGGCAGGGGGAGAAGGAGGAGAAGAGGAGAGAGGAGGAGGAGGAAGGUUGGGGGCAAAGAGAGGCGGAUCGGAGGAGGGGAAACCGAGAGCGUGCCGUCGGGGAGGCCUGGGCGGAGCCGGAGGCGGAGCUGGAGGAGGAGUCUCUCAGCAGCUCCACCCUCACCGAGAGCUCAUUGGGCCGACACCGCUGCCCGGCGGAGAAGGAUGGGUCGGGGAGCAGGUCCGGGGAAACGGACACCGCGGACACGGCCAGCACCAUGUCCACCAUCGACACCGCCCGGCUCAUCCGCGCCUUCGGACCGGGCCGGGUCCAGGUCAACCCCGGACUCAACAGGCUCUACAGCGCCAUCGGCAGGCAGAAGGGAAGCACGGAGCAGAGGAGAGGGAGGAAGAGAGGCAGCCCCAAACCUCCGGCCCCCGCUCCCUCCGAUGACUCCACCGUGGCUACAGGUUCGUCAGACGGUGAACGCCAGGGGGCAUCGGACAUCCUCGUGCCAACAAAGGCGGUCAAACUGGUCAGCAAAGGAGUACAGGCGGGCGAUUUGGAGAUCGUGGUGAACGGGACCAGGAAGCACACGCGAGACGUGGGCACCAUCUUCCCCUCGCCCCUCUCUGCCCGGGAGCCGGAGCCCUCCUCUGGCAGCGGGGGAGGCCAGGGUGAAGGGACGACCCUCCCUAAAGCACAGAGCUUCAUGAGCGAGAAGAGAAGCAAGAAGGUUCUAGAACAGCGAUACCCUCAAGGUGUGUCUUGGUUCGUCCCUGCAGAAGGCCUGAAGGCCAAUGCCAAGGAGAACCAGCCUGAGCCCAGAGCAUCGCGUGGGCCCGGCCCAGUGUGGUUUCAGCCCUACUCCAAAACCCAACCCUGGAGGGAGCCCCUCAGAGAGAGGCAGAUACAGGAACCAGUGAGCAUCAAGAGGAGGAGCCCGGUUCAGCCAAUGCGCACUGCAGAACCGGACACAGCGGGCAAAGCUCCACCCGCCCUGACUCGCAUUACACUUCAGGAGGCCCUGGAGAUGCGGCGGCCGGACUUCGUGUCGCGCUCGCGGGAGCGCAUGAAGAGGCUGGGGCUGCAGGUGGAGGAACGCAGGCUGCAGGCCGUCUUCGACCAGGAGAGAGAGCAGCUCUUCAACCAGCCUGGGUGCCGAGCUCAGCUCAGCCAGCCUGCAGAUUUUCCGGCUCAUAGAAAGAAAGUCGUUCCCAGGAAAGAGAUGUUCAAGAGAUCAAAGCAACUGUCUAAUCAUGAGAAAAAGGAGUUAAGAUCUGAAAAGGUAGCCAGUCAGAGGAGAGCUAAGAGGAUAUACUCCCAGCUGCCUGAAGUACAGCAGAGGAUAGAGGAGGAGCGGAGGAAGGCUGAGUACCGUUCCUACAGGCUUAAGGCCCAGCUCUACAAGAAGAAAAUCACCAACCACAUCUUGGGGAGAAAGACACCAUGGCAGUGAUCAGGAGGUUGUGACUACACAACGGAUGAAGCAAUUUUUGUGCAGUGGAGGGAAAAGUAUUUUUAUUCUUUUUUUAUAUCCUUUGUGUGUUGUAUUCCUGAUCUUAUGUGCCUUGUUUUUACUAGAUGUUUCCUUAGUUUGUUUUUACUGAAAUGCAAUGCCUUUUUAAUAAAAAAAAUGUUCUAUUAUGUUUUAAUAAUGUUGUAAUAAUGCUGUAAUAAAUUGACUGAGUAAAGGUUUGGACAUGGA